This is a messenger RNA of Xiphophorus couchianus (Monterrey platyfish), 871 nucleotides long. Its product is annotated as struthiocalcin-1-like. The transcript is spliced from 7 exons. The record is from RefSeq and is a predicted model, not a curated record. Lineage: Eukaryota; Metazoa; Chordata; Actinopteri; Cyprinodontiformes; Poeciliidae. Bases 127 to 837 code for a protein of 236 amino acids.
GUUUGUCAGAACGCUUUCUGGAGGCGGAGUGAUCCGUUGGUCAGUACAGCGGUCCUGACGGGGAAUCCGUACCGGAGUCCUCGGCCAUCAGGGACCACUGAAGAAGCUGAUUUCUGUUUUCAAAGGAUGGAGAACAUCAGGGACAAUGAGGUGUGUUCUACAGGCACUGUCAACAAUGACAAAUAUUCUCCUGAAAGUGAAGCAGGAGAGGAACCAACAGCACUCACUCGGUCUCGUUUGUAUCUGGCGGGUUUGGGGAUUUUUGGUGCCCUGGUAGCUGGAACAGUCAUCUACAUGAGUGUAAAGAUGGCCGUCCAAAGGGAAAAUAUCAAUGAUCUUACAACAGAAAGAAAUAUACUGAUUAAGGAAAGAAAGCUGGUGAAGAACCAAGAGCUGAGACAAGACAAUGACAACGGGUGUUACACGUGCCUGGAUGACUGGAUUCUCUUCAGACAAAAAUGCUACAUGUUUUACGACGAACCAGCUCCUUGGAAGACCUGGGAACAAAGUCGAAGGUUCUGUCAGACGAAUAGUUCAGAUUUGGUUGUAAUUGGUGAUCUGGAGGAGCAGGAAUUUGUCAGUAAACACAUCAAGUACUACCAUAAUGAACACCACGGAUACUGGAUAGGACUACAACAUGUUAACAACACCUGGACCUGGGUUGAUGGACGUGUAAACACUCUUGGGUUCUGGGCGAAGGACUUGCCCAAUACUCCAGGAUCAAAAGUAUUCGUGCUCCCAGAAAGAAAUCCCACCAACAGCUGGAAACAAGGAGUGACUGGGUUUCUGAACAAAUUCAUCUGUGAGAGUGACGCUCUCAAACAUCCACCGUACUAACUGUUCUCUUAAAGUUUCAUCCAGGAAUACUUAA